UGCGACGAUGUGCCGUGCGACAAGUGCUGACAUGGGCAUCCCGGCCCAUGCAUUUGAGAAAGCCUUCACCAACAUUUUCAUGGGCAAGCCGGCAAGCCAGCAAUCACAGUCACAGUGGGGAGACAUUACGAUGCAGUAGCAACACUGAUGUAGCACGAUUGGCUGCCUCUAUCAAGCACAGGAUACUGGAGUGCGAGACUUGUGAGAUAGACUGUUUGGGACCUGAGUCCAUUUUCAGAUCUUUGAGCGCAAUGCAUUUGGCAAUGGUCUUCGUGAAGAGGGAAAGGUCAGAGGAGCGCACUCUUUGUUUGCGCCCUGAAGAGAUGCAUGUGACCAGUGGGGACACGCAAGACUUUUCUGAUGCAGAUCAGAUUGGAGAAGAUGCCAAGGGUAGAAGAGAGACCUUGCUGAGAAUGCGUAUCAAUGUGUUCUUGAGCAAUUGGCACCCUUUGGCUCUUGAAUCUGAAUCCGAGUUCCUUGUUGGCCCUGCGACGCACGUUGGCCUUGCAGCUGGGCUUUUCGCAUCACUUCUGAAGAACGGAGAAGAGGUGGUGGUCGGAGCAGGUCGUGCACCUGCGGCUGCUCGGGCCAUCAAGGUGUUAGCAGCUACCAACGUGUAUUUGACAAAGCAGGGGGUUCUGGCUGACAAGAUCUUCUUAGUAGCGCUUCGCUGGGACCGAGCACCCCGUGGCUAUGUGAACAGAGUUAUACUCACCAGCACAUUGCAGAAGAACAUCUGAAACGCGCCCAACACACAGCAGGAUGCCAGAUGCUCUGAAGAUAAUGAGAGUAUAUAGAUUCUUUCUGAUGUGCACGCCGUCCGUCAACUUUCACAAGAUGCCAGCUCAUGCGUCAGUGCACCCACAAGACUGAUGUGAUGUCUCAGGGAGCUCCUAGUGGUCGUAGUGUGUGAUGCGCUAUCACGGAAAUGUCACGAUGAGCAGAUAGUGAGCACCUUUCCGGAGACGAUGCAGCUCGGGAAGCCGUCGGGCCGCUGAGAGGAAGGUGACGUUGGAAAGUGUGUCAUAUAGUCAUAGAUGAUCAUAGAUGCCACCAGCCAGCGUUACCUUGCACCAAAAAA
Messenger RNA from Cladocopium goreaui, 1081 nucleotides. The record is from the annotation of a GenBank genome assembly. Lineage: Eukaryota; Dinophyceae; Suessiales; Symbiodiniaceae.